Messenger RNA from Cyphomyrmex costatus, 742 nucleotides. RefSeq lists its product as uncharacterized. The record is from RefSeq and is a predicted model, not a curated record. Bases 140 to 742 code for a protein of 200 amino acids. The transcript is spliced from 5 exons. NCBI's taxonomy places the organism in Eukaryota, Metazoa, Arthropoda, Insecta, Hymenoptera, Formicidae.
GAACAAAGAGAUAUUUUUGCUCACCGUGCCAGGGCGGGGGCGGAGGCGGAAGAUCGCUAUUCGGAAUUACGAAAAGGUAUCUCUACAACAAGAUUUGACGUCUGCCUGGUCUAUUGUUAAAAAGCAGAGCUAAAAAAACAUGAAACAAUUACGUCACGUUGGAUUUAUGGACAUUGCUUUUAUCGGAAUGUUCUGUAUCGUAGUCGUGAAAGCAACAGGUCAAGAUGAGAUUACACCGACGAUAUUUCCAUUGGACAACGAAACAUAUAAUGAAUAUUUUAUAAAAAUGAAUGAUAAUGGUUGCAAAUGCAUUCAAUAUAAUUGUGGAUGCUGUCAGCUUUUAAUAUGGGAUGCAGUCUCUUUGGAUGGAAAACUUUGCGUAAAUGCAAGUUAUUUAGAGAAGGAUUAUGGGAUUUCACUCACAGUGACAUACAACAACUUUGCAAUUAUUAACGAGACAAUUUCAGCUCGUAACCCACCACCUAUUUGUUUUGGAGAGGAUAUUAUAGAUGCAGUGGAUGUUGAAAUUUGCUUGCAUGUCUAUGAUAUAAACAUUGAUGGAGACAAGUUUCACGUUUGUUUCGAGAUUUAUGGAAAAAUAAUGAAACUCCCUAUCACUAAAAUAAAAUUAGGUUGUCUCCAGACUAAACUGCAUGAUAAGAUGGAGUAUAUUGAAAACAAUUGGUCAAAAUUGUUUCUUAAAAAAACGAAAAAUGAUUUACCCAUUGUGACUAGGGUAUGA